Scleropages formosus (Asian bonytongue) is the source of this 1568-nucleotide messenger RNA. RefSeq names its product cysteine and histidine-rich domain (CHORD) containing 1b (gene chordc1b). The transcript is spliced from 11 exons. Bases 173 to 1189 code for a protein of 338 amino acids. Lineage: Eukaryota; Metazoa; Chordata; Actinopteri; Osteoglossiformes; Osteoglossidae. The record is from RefSeq and is a predicted model, not a curated record.
UCGUUCCGCCGUCUUCCCGAAUGUUCCCGAGCAGCUGCUGCCGGACGGUGGCGCUAUCCAGUGGCCUCGAGGGCUGCGUUCUGGGUCCCCGGGCUGAGCAGAACGCGGCGUCUGUCGCAGUAUCGCCACUUUUCCGGACCGUUAUUGAUGGUUGUCGCUGACUAUUGACAACAUGUCGACGCUGUGCUACAACAGGGGCUGCGGACAGCGCUUCGAGCCCGAGCUCAACGGAUCCGACUCCUGCACACACCACCCUGGGGUUCCUGUCUUUCACGACGCUCUCAAGGGCUGGUCAUGCUGCAGGCGAAGAACUACGGAUUUCUCGGAUUUUCUGAGCAUCCCUGGCUGUACAAAAGGCCCUCACAGCCAAGAGAAGCCCCCAGAGCCAGUGAAGCCUGAGGUGAAGACAUCAGGGGAAAAGAAGGAGCUGGCGGACACAAAACCAAAGUUUGACGAAUUCAUCAUCCAGGCACCCAAGCCUCUGGAUUCUAUUCGGCGACCAAGCCCAGACGAGCCUUUCACAAGGCUGCAGCAGAAGAUCUCUGCCUCCUUGAAGCAAUCGCUGGAAAAACUUAUGCUGUCUGAAGAGAGAAGCCCAGAGCAAAAAGAGGAAGACAGUGAUGAAGUGAAGAUCGGAACAUCCUGUAAAAAUGGCGGCUGUACAAAGAGUUUCUGUGGAUCUGCUAAUGAUGAGGAGACCUGCAUGUACCAUGCUGGGGUGCCCAUAUUCCAUGAGGGGAUGAAGUAUUGGAGCUGCUGCAAGAGGAAAACAUCAGACUUUAACACCUUCCUGUCUCAGGAGGGCUGCACUCAAGGGAAGCACUUGUGGAAGAAGCAGGACAUGGGGAAGAAGGUGGUUCCCUGCAGGUUUGACUGGCAUCAAACCGGCAGCCAAGUCAUCAUAUCCAUUUACGCCAAAAACUGCAACCCUGAGCUGAGCUUUGUGGAGGCGAACAGCACUGUGAUUGAUAUUCACAUCAUAUUUGAGAGAGAGAGAGAAUUUGAACAGAAGAUCAGCCUGUGGGGGGUUAUCGAUGUGAGCAGGAGCAUAGUGAACAUGAUGGCAGCCAAGAUUGAAGUAGCAAUGAAGAAGGCAGAGCCAAUGUUGUGGGCACGCCUUGACCUACCGCCACCCAAGAGUGGGCUGACAGAGGGGGACAGGGAGAUGAUGGGCAGUGAUGAUGAAUGAGCAGCUGCUGCCACCAGACAAUGUCUUUCACUGCAGGUCUCUGAACCAGUGUUGGGUUGGACUUUAAACCCAUGCUGCAGCAGCCUUUUCUUGCAGAAGAGGCACCCCCAAAGGGCUAUGGGGGGCUUAGGGUCCUGCAAACAUGUACUGUAUUCCAAAUAUUUCACAGGACUCUUGUUCUGUACAACUAAAAUAUGUAAAUAGAGGCAAGCAUGCAUUUGGGGAACUUAGCGGUCUUCCGCAGUGGGGAAGAAGUCAGGUUUAAGGACCAGCAUUUUGAUAAAUGCAGUGUGGGAACAGUUGUGUACAAUACUGAAGUAACUUGAAGUUUUUACUGUCAGCCUCCAGCCCCUGUGCUGCAAUAAACAGUUACGCAGUG